This is a messenger RNA of Purpureocillium takamizusanense, 1360 nucleotides long. RefSeq lists its product as uncharacterized. Lineage: Eukaryota; Fungi; Ascomycota; Sordariomycetes; Hypocreales; Ophiocordycipitaceae. Bases 14 to 1201 code for a protein of 395 amino acids. Gene Ontology annotation, biological process: intra-Golgi vesicle-mediated transport; protein transport; Golgi organization. The transcript has a single exon. The record is from RefSeq and is a predicted model, not a curated record. Gene Ontology annotation, cellular component: membrane; COG complex.
GCCAACGGUUCCCAUGCAUCUAACGGGGCUAUGCAUCAAAACAGUCAAACCUCGCCUACUACCACCGUGGUCCACCACCACCAUCCACGGCACACACUGGGCGCUUCGUACCAGCACAGCUGUUCACCACGACCCGUCCGUCGACAGCUCCACCUACCACAGGCCCAACCCAUGCCACCGCCAGUCUUCUAAAGGACCUCAGGGCACCAGCAGAACCGCAACGCAUGUGAUCACUGAAUCUCUCGUUCGCUCUGCUUGCCCGUCCUCCGCCAGCAUGGCACACCUGGCGCCCGCCUCCCACACCCACACACACCCCACCCCGUCCAACACGGCGGCCACCUUCAACCUGGCCGCCCCUUCGUCCUCCUCGUCUUCCACAGGCGGCGGCGAUGACGACGACGACGACGACGCCCCGCUGCCCUUUCCCACCGCCCUGCCCCGGUCCGACUUCCUAGCGCCCGACUUCCAGCCCGCCGCCUACCUGUCCGCGCUGCCGCACCGCCACCAGACCCUCGAGGACCUGCGCGCCGACCUGCGCGACCGCAGCGCCGCCAUCAGCGCCGAGCUGCUCGAGCUCGUCAACUCCAACUACACGGCCUUCCUGUCGCUUGGGUCUGAGCUCCGCGGCGGCGACGAAAAGGUCGAGGGCGUCAAGGUCGCGCUGCUCGGCUUCCGACGGGCCGUGGAGGACGUCAAGGCAAAGGUGGCGUCGCGGCGGGACGAGUCGCAGCGGCUGAGCGGCGAGCUGGGCGACGUGCGCUCCAGCAUCGAGCAGGGUCGCAAGAUGCUCGAGGUGUCGGACAGGCUCUCGGCGCUGGAGGAGCGGCUUGCGGUCGAUAGCCUGCCGGCGGACGGGGACGUGGAGUGGGACUCGGACGACACGGACGAAAACGACGACGACGAAGAUGAGCACGUACAGGGCCUCGUGGGGAGCUCCCCCGCGAGACUGCUGCAGUCGGCGCGCGAAUGCCGGCAAAUAACGGUUUUGGAGCAGAGCCUCGACCCGCAACACCCUUUUUUCAUCAAGCUAGACGAACGCCUUACAAGAUGCCGCAACACGCUACUUCUAGACCUUGGCAAUGCGCUCAAAGAGGCUAGGGGAGCUGGCGCCCGUGGCCAAGGCCGCGUGAUGAGAUAUCUAGAGAUAUACCGGAUGCUGGAUGCACAGGGCGAGGCCGUUAAGGCGCUGCGCAAAACAUAGAGCGGCUGUAAAGCCGCAAAUGAUACCCGAAUAAGCCGUCGAUUCCAACGGCCCAUCUCUUACUCGUUCGCCGCGACUCGGCCAAGAUAUUGUACAAUAAUACAUGCCGUGUGCUAUGCCUACAUGACGCUGGACAAAGCUUCCGGCGUGACUUGAUCC